This is a messenger RNA of Anguilla anguilla (European eel), 725 nucleotides long. RefSeq names its product natriuretic peptides A-like. The coding region runs from base 61 to 483 and encodes 140 amino acids. The transcript has 2 exons. The record is from RefSeq and is a predicted model, not a curated record. Gene Ontology annotation, molecular function: hormone receptor binding; hormone activity. Gene Ontology annotation, biological process: neuropeptide signaling pathway; cGMP biosynthetic process; negative regulation of systemic arterial blood pressure. Lineage: Eukaryota; Metazoa; Chordata; Actinopteri; Anguilliformes; Anguillidae. Gene Ontology annotation, cellular component: extracellular region; nucleus; cytoplasm.
CGAGCAGGCACCCAGGAGGAAAAGGCAUCGUCGGAGAAGAGCCAAGAAGACACAAUCGUCAUGAGGAAGAUCAUUCUCACCGGACUGCUCCUCGCGCUGCUCUGCCAGCAGGCGAUGGUGGCGGCGCACGUGUUGAGCCGGCCCUACUCGGCCAACGACCUGGCCAGACUGAAGAGCUUGCUGGAGCAGUUUGAGGACACGCUGGCCAGAGAGGAGGUCGCGGACAACCCCGGGGAUUACGAGGACGCCAAGCCGGAGGAGGCCGAGCAGGGUCAGCCCGGGCCGGAGUGGGACAGAGAGAGAGGAGGCCAGGGGCCCGCUUCGGACCUCAGGGGCCCGGGGGACGGCUAUCAGGCCCAGAGGAGCCGGCUACAGGACCUCCUCAUGUCCACGCGCAGCAAAUCCAGCUCUCCCUGCUUCGGCGGCAAAUUGGACCGGAUUGGAUCCUACAGCGGCUUGGGAUGCAAUUCCAGGAAAGGAUAGUAUUGCCCCGAAGGCACACGGCUACUGACACCAAAAAGACUGCUCUGUACCUACGCUGGCUUUAAACUAACGUUGACUUGCAUGAGAGAGAAAAAAAAGGUUGUCUGGUGUGGUUUGCUACAGAAUGUCAAAGGAGUAGAUCAGAUAUGCACCCAGCUAUUUCACACUAAGCAAAGCCCUCAGUGUACCUCGAGGUUAUUCCAAAUAUCGAAUAUUUAUUAAAAAUGUUGGAGUUAUGUAAA